Sparassis crispa is the source of this 2586-nucleotide messenger RNA. RefSeq names its product Ergothioneine biosynthesis protein. The transcript is spliced from 12 exons. NCBI's taxonomy places the organism in Eukaryota, Fungi, Basidiomycota, Agaricomycetes, Polyporales, Sparassidaceae. The coding region runs from base 1 to 2586 and encodes 861 amino acids. The record is from RefSeq and is a predicted model, not a curated record.
AUGUCGUCCAUCGAUAUCAUCGACCUCCGUGCGCAGCGUGCUCGCGACCUUAGGGGCGAGCGCACCCUCCGCGACGACGUCCUCGCUGGUCUGUCUCAGCCGUCGGGCCAGAAGUGGCUUCCCACCAUGCUUCUGUAUGACGACUAUGGGCUGAGGUUGUACGACGAUAUCACAACCAAGGCGCCCGAGUACUAUCUUUUCUCAGCAGAAGAGCAGAUCCUCAAGACCCAUGCAGAUGACGUGGCCCGCAGUAUGCACGCCCCUUCUCUGGGAUCGUUACAUGGCCAGCAAUUGAACACGGAAGAAGUAGUCGUAGAGCUUGGUGCUGGUGCUUUACGAAAAACUUCGCAUAUCCUCUCUGCACUCUCACGGCUCGCUCCAGCUGGACCCUAUCCUCUCUUCAACUAUUACGCACUCGACCUCGAACAGCGCGAGCUCGAGCGCACUCUCGCUGCACUUAAUUCUUCAGACGUAGGCGAACAGAUACACGGAAAGGUUGCCACUAGAGGCAUGUGUGCAACGUACGACGACGGGCUGAAGUUCAUCCAGGAGGGCGGCUUAGAGGGCAGGAAUGGUUUUUCGACGGACGCAUCAGAUCUAUUCAAACUGGAGCACUCUGGAAGAGACAUCUCACCCAGCUCCGCGACGUCCUCGAGAAGUGCAGCAGAAACGGAUGAGACGCCACCUUCAACGCCGGGCUCCCAUCAGCCGCUGCACAUCCUGUUCCUAGGAUCGUCGCUAGGGAACUUUUCUCGUGGAGACGAUGCUGCGUUUUUGCGCUCGCUGCCGCUUGGUGCCGGUUCGGGCGAUACCUUGCUUUUGGGCUUGGACCACGACAAUGAACGCAGCGAGAUCGAGGUUGCGUAUAACGACUCUCAAGGCAUUACCACCAAGUUCAUCAUGAACGGGCUGAAGUGUGCUGGCCGCGCGCUCGGCGACGAGCAUGCCUUUGACGAAAACAAGUGGGAGUAUGUCGGGAAGUACGACGAGGAAGCACGCCGCCAUGAGGCUUAUUAUAAGUCGACUUCGAAGCAGACUAUUGUGGAUCCUACCACGGGCGCGGAGUAUUCCUUCGAUAUGGGCGAACUCGUCCGCAUUGAGGUUUCCCAGAAGUACUCCGAUAAGGAUGCGUAUGCUCUCUUCACGGAUGCCGCCCUCCGCCCCAUCCAGCGCUGGACCGACAGCACGUCCAAGUAUUCGCUCUGGCUCCUCGAGCGCCCCCAGUUCGUGUUCCCGCUUCUGGCUUUCCCCCGUGGUUCGGCUGCUACCACACCAUUUGGCAUGCCUACCGUCGAAGAAUGGCACACGAUGUGGGCGGCUUGGGACCUUAUCACGUGUUGCAUGAUCCCGCCCUCGAUGUUGUUCCAAAAGCCGAUUGACCUGAGGCACAUCUGUUUGUUCUACUGCGGACAUAUCCCCACGUUCCUGUCCAUUCACUUGUCGAGAGUGCUUGGGGAAGCCGACACGGAUCCCGUGGAGUUUAAGUACAUCUUUGAGCGCGGAAUCGACCCGAUUGUGGAUGAUCCUACUCAGUGUCAUCCUCACUCGGAAGUUCCCAAGAGCGAUGACGAAUGGCCCUCCCUCGCUAGCAUCGUGGUGUUCCAGUCCAGGGUGCGCGAGCGGCUGAUGCGGCUCUACCGGGAUAUUAACUCUGGCAAAAUCACACUGACGAGGAAGCUUGCGAGAGUGUUGUUCAUGACGCUCGAGCACGAAGCUUUCCAUGCAGAGACGCUACUCUACAUACUCCUGCAGCGUGCGGGCACUGGCACACUACCUCCUACUGGCUUCAGUCCUCCAGUUUGGUCGACGCUCGCCAGUGGUUGGGAUCACGAUCCGCUGCCGUCUACGUCAACCGUUACGCUUGGUCCUGCCACCGUGACGCUUGGACAUGACGACAACGAAUCAGAGGACGCAUGCGCCGACGUUGAAGGUCAUGCAUUUGGUUGGGACAACGAGCAUCCCAAGAGAGAAGUCCACGUCGGCGAAUUCAAAAUUGAAUGGCGGCCGAUUACCAAUGGCGAGUUCUAUAAGUAUUACUCUAGCAAGGGCAAGGAGGCUGUCAAGUUCCCCGCCGGCUGGGUCGAGAUGGACGGCGAGGUCCAAGUUCGCACCCUGUAUGGGCCAGUCCCUAUGAAUGUCGCGAAACAUUGGCCCAUUGUCACCUCCUAUGAUAACUUGUCGACGUACGCAAGGGUGAGAGGCGGCCGCAUCCCCACCGAGCCCGAACUACGCCUCUUCAUGGACAUGUUCGAUUGCGGAUACGAGGGAGGUGCCAACAUCGGGUUUAGAAACUGGCACCCUAUUCCUGCUACCACUGGUCGCAACAAGGACGGUGGGAAGGGACAUAACGGUGGUGUUUGGGAGUGGACUUCCACGCUACUUGAGAAAUAUGACGGAUUUAUCCCGUCUCGCCUCUACCCUGGCUAUUCGACCGACUUCUUUGAUGGCCACCAUCAAGUUGUGCUUGGCGGUUCGUACGCAACCAUCCCACGUCUUGCAGAGCGGCGGACGCUGCGCAACUAUUACCAGCACAACUACCCGUACGCCUGGGUCGGGGCUAGGAUCGCGUACGAUGUGACGAAGUAA